CUCACUGUACUAUCCAUUCACUCUUCAGUUGAAGCUUUAUGUUUCAUAGAAGAAGAAAAAACGCUGCUGCUGCUUCCGAAGAGGAGAGAUGAGAAAGCUAUAGUGGCUGGCUCUUCCUGUGUUAUCGCUUGAAUGGAGACAAACCAAAUUUCUGCACUUUGUUUAUCAAUUAAGGUGAAAAGUUGGUGUUCGGAAGCGAGGAAAACUGCUCUGUAAACAUCGGGAAACUAGUUUGCACCUUCGGUUACAUAAAAUUUACGCUAGUGGUGCUGAAUCAGAAAAUUGGGAAUAUCCCACAGUGGCGGAGGCUUACUGGAGAAAAGAAAAGAACGAAAAAAAAGUUAGAACUUGCAGUGAAAUUCUAUUUAUAGAUGAGUCAAAACUUGGAGGAUAGUCCAGUGUCGGACAGCAAAAUGGACAUAUCGGAAACUACCACAUCUCAGGACUCUCCUGAUCAUUGCUAUUCACCGGACGUGGAGGAAUGUGGCAUCGGAUACCCCAGCAUUAGACGCGUCGACGGCCAUACAAGUAGCAAUGACAUCAUUUACGCUGCGGAAAGCAUUGCGGCGCCUUCUAAUGCAAAUCACUCGAAAGAAGAAUAUCUCGACAAUCAUAGCAGUGGUGGUCCUCCAACAUUGAACGUAAAGGCAGCAACAGCAGCGAAUCGGGGACCCAACAGUGGCCUAACGCCCGUCAGUAGUCAUCCGUUGAUGUUGAUGUCGCCAACGGGCAGCGAGUCGGAUUCGUCCGAGCUGGCAAAUCUAGCAAGCAAGAACCACGACAAGGUUCGCAACUAUUACCACUUUCCGGACGUGGUACCGGCGAGCGAGAAACCGCCGCUGCGGCUAGCUAAUCCUUAUCCAAAUCGUACCACAACGACGACGACGACCAGAACUACGACUUCGUCUACCACCAGAACCACUACGUCGACCCUGGAUGUGAUAAACAACAUAGAUAAUGCAAAUAACGUUAAGAAAACGGGUCUGUUGAGAGAUGCUAGCCCGGACUUCCUCAGCAGCGGUUCCGAGCAGGAUUUGUCACAGUUUCAGGCUUCGGUGACGCCUACCUUCCAAUCUGUAGCCCUAGUGCAGUCCCAGUCGGGCUCCCAGCUGCAACAGCAACAGGAGCAGCAAUCCUUCGAACACAAGUCCAUCUCGCCGAGGUUGCACGAGCGACGAAAUGUCCCUUUGUCCACCGACCUUUUGGUGGACGACAUUAGUUCACUCGAGGAAACGGUCUCGAAUCAUAGCGUGGACGACCUGCAGCAGAAUCUGGUCUCGUUGAGCCCGUCCUCGUCCAUACUGGACGAUAACGGGUUCAACGUGGACAUCGACGAGGACUUUUUGGACGUGCCGGGAACGCCCAAAAACGGUGCGGGUAGCGGAAGUGCGCCCCAACUGCCGCAGUAUUCGGCACGUGACGAAGCACGUGAUAUAAGAAACUGGCAGAAAAUUACCCUUCCGGACGGGAAGACGCGCGAAAUCGACAUGAAGGUGAUUGAGCCGUACAAGCGGGUGCUGUCCCACGGAGGGUACUUGCAGGCUGGUGGCCACAACGCCAUCGUAGUGUUCAGCGCGUGUCACCUGCCCGAUCGGUCGCGGGCCGACUAUCACUAUGUGAUGAACAACCUGUUUUUGUACGUAGUUAAAACCUUAGAACAGUUGGUUACUGAAGACUACGUUCUGGUCUACUUGCACGGUGGAUCCAGCCGGAACAACGUGCCACCAUUUCCGUGGCUUAAAAAAUGCUAUCAGCUACUUGAUAGAAGACUCCGGAAGAGUUUAAAGAAUCUCUACAUGGUGCAUCCUACUUUUUGGCUGAAAUCUGUCGUCUGGAUGGCGCGUCCAUUUAUCAGCUCAAAGUUCUGGCGCAAGCUGGUCUACGUGAAAACGCUCGAGGAGCUCUACCAGCUGGUGCCGGUCGAGCGGGCGGCCGUUCCGGACAAGGUUAAAAACUACGACUGUCGUCACUCCUAACUUGGAUCCCCCCGUCAGCCCCAACCGUCGCGGCACGCUGAAACAAUCGAUCUCAUCGGGGGUGGCUUCCGGCUUUGCGCAGGACGCCGUCGCACCGUCAGUACCCGUUUCAGUUGACAUCCGUCAUAGUCGUCGAAGUUCAUUGGACCGCCACGCAAGACAUUCAUCAAGCAUCAUACGCAUAUUUCAGACCACAUUUCGGAGUAACUUAACUAUACAUCAUAUCGACCUAGUCAAAAUGAGAUGAAACCGCAUAUAUUUGUGUGUAUGAUAGCUGUUGGCAAUAUUCACAAGGGAAGAGCAGGUAAGGGAACGAAGAAAAUGAAAAGCAAUGAUUUCAUCGAGAGGCACUUGUUAAAAAAAUAGAUAAGAAUAUGUGAAUGUUUUACAAUUGUCCAGUUCAGUUAAUUCAAAUGUGAUCUUGUAACCAGUAUCCGUGUUCUACGGCAAACAAUGUGACCGUAAAGUGACGAAUGAAACAGUGUAUCCGACUUAAAAUCAUAUUUUUCAUAUCAUUUCAAUUGUACACCCCUUGUUGAAAACAACACUUUUCACGCAGUUGAGAACAGCCCUGAGUUUGACAGACAAGAGCGUCUUCACCUUAGAGGGCAAAAGACGUGUCGAAGCGUUGUGGCAUUUAUCACCUGGGGGAGAUAUGCCCUAGCGCAUAGUCUGAAUCUAAAUGAUUUCAUUAUUCUCAAAUAUUAUAUUUAAAUAUAAUUUGUCACGUUACAUAAAACGCAUUAAAAUAGACAAUUUUAUAAAUAUUUUACUGGAAAGAGUUGUAAGGUUAAGAUAUUCCUGCAAAAUAUUUAGAAUAAUUUGAAUCUAAAAGAAAACAUCCCAAUAAAACUAAUAGCAAUAAGACAAAACAAAUAACUUCAAGCUAUUUAUGUCAUUAGCAUUUACACACAUGCAUACGCAUUAGAGAAUCAUCCCGGCUUAAUGUAAAACUGUAGCGUUCAGAGAGAACAGAGUGUAUACAUGUAGAAGCUGCAAGACUGCUGCAUUGUUUCACGCCAUCAAUGCGUUGAAAAUUAAUGUAAGGAAAAAAAACAAAAGUGAUUACAUGUCAACGGUAUGGGUAAAUUUCCAACAAUACAUACAAUAAAAUAUUGAUCGGAGUAACGUAAGAGCAACCACCGAAUGCUGCUGAAAAUGAACACUGUGUACUUGAGUGUAAAGACCAGAUAGAAAUGUCCAACAAUCUCCGUUACAACUGAAACUGAAUGCUUUGUAGUUGAAUAUUAACAAAAAAACCGCCUAAUUUAUAUUCUCAUCGCUGAAAUAGUGAGAAACGUGCUACGGCAUUUGGUUUACAAGCACAACCACACAGCAAAAAAAAAAAACAACAUCAAGCACGUGUACUUUUUAGAUUUUCACAUUCGUUGGAGUUCUUGUCCCAAUUUGUUGUAUAAAAAACCCGCAACGUAGAGAAAAAAUAUUUAUAUAUAAAAUCUAAAGAAGAACGAAAGCCUAAGGUAGAUAAACUCGAUAGAUUCAAUAAAUAUACGCACCUACCUGACCUUAUUCCUGAACUCAAACACAAAAAAACACAAGACAUUCACCAAACAUAUUGAACAUUAUAUUCGAUGCAUUUACAUACCGGAUUGUGUGAAGAUUGAAGAAAAAACUGUACCAGCUAAACCCACAAGAGAUUAAGCGAGAGAUAAUAAAAAUCAACUAUGAUCACAUA
Culex pipiens pallens (northern house mosquito) is the source of this 3672-nucleotide messenger RNA. RefSeq names its product protein prune homolog 2. Lineage: Eukaryota; Metazoa; Arthropoda; Insecta; Diptera; Culicidae. The record is from RefSeq and is a predicted model, not a curated record. Gene Ontology annotation, cellular component: cytoplasm. Bases 372 to 1976 code for a protein of 534 amino acids. The transcript has 5 exons.